This is a messenger RNA of Sphenostylis stenocarpa, 1860 nucleotides long. The record is from the annotation of a GenBank genome assembly. NCBI's taxonomy places the organism in Eukaryota, Viridiplantae, Streptophyta, Magnoliopsida, Fabales, Fabaceae.
AUGAAGGGGAGGCAAAGCAUAUUGGUCUUAGAACCGAAAGGGCCAAAAGUAACUCUCUUCCCCUUCUUCUCCACCUCUCACCAUACACUCUCUCAUCAUUCUUCAAUGGCUGCUGCAAUCCAAGCCACCAAGCAACAAAAGUUACCCCUUCAACACAACCAACAAGACCCAAAUAAGUUUUAUUACCAUUUCCUCUACAAAGCCACCCUCGUUCUCAUCUUCUUCGUUAUUCUCCCCCUGUUUCCCUCGCAAGCUCCUGACUUCAUCAACCAAUCGCUCCUCACCAGAAACUGGGAACUCCUCCACCUUCUCUUUGUCGGUGUCGCUAUCUCCUACGGCCUUUUCAGUCGCCGAAACCACGAGACAGAGAAAGAGAAUAACAACUCAAAGUUUGACACCGCUCAAACUCUUGUCUCUAAAUUCCUUCAGGUCUCUUCCUUCUUCGAGGACGAGGCUGAAAACCCGGUUGACUCCAAUGAAACCAAAGUGCACACGUGGAGCAACAAACACUACAGGAACGAACCUGUGGUUGUGGUUACUCCACAAUUGAAAAAGCUUUCUAGUUUUGAUGACCAGAGUGGGGACAAGCCUUUGCUUUUGCCUAUCCGAAGCUUGAAGUCUCGCUUGUCCGAUGAUGAUAAAGAUGUUGAUGUUCAAUCUCUAAAUAGGUCAAUGAGUUCUAGAAGGUUUUCAAGCAAUUUGAAUAGAAUAGCAGAAGUUGUUGAAGCUGAUGGCGUAGGUGCUGGUGUUGAUGUUGAUGUUCAAUCUAUGAAUAGGUCAACAAACUUCAAAAGAUUUCCAAGCAAUUCAAAUAAAAGUGCUGAAUUUGAAACUGGUGCUAUUGAUGUUCAAUCUCUAAAUAGGUCGAUGAGUUCCAAAAGGUUUUCGAGCAGCUCGAAUAGAACAGCAGAAGUUGAAGCUGAUGAUGUUGAUGUUCAAUCUCCAAAUAGGUCAACAUCUUCUAAAAGAUUUUCAAGCAAUUCAAAUAAAAAUGCAGAAGUUGAAGGUGCAAGAGAUGAGGACAAAAGGAAAGAGAGCGCGGUGCUUCCUUCUCCCAUUCCAUGGCGUUCUAGAUCAGGAAGAUUGGAACCUAAACAAGAAGAAGUUGAUGAUGCCUUUGCCCAUCAAUCUUCAAAGGAGGAAUCUGAGUUCUCUAAGGUGGAAUCUCGCGCAGCGAAGCCUCAAACUUCACGUUCUUUCCGAGCAAAUUCCUCGUCUCCUGUGCCUUCGUUCUCAUCAGAAUCACUUGCUAAAAACGCAGAGGAUUCAGUGAGGAAGAAAGGCUUCUACAAAUCUUGUCCUCCACCACCUCCACCACCCCCACCAAUGAUGUUUCAGAAAUCAGUGUCCAUGAAGCCAAGGUACGGUGGUUCAUCCAACGAACCUUCCUUCGAUAAGGAGUUGAAGAGAAGCUUCACAGUUGAGAGAAACAUGCCAGUGGGAAAAACACUUGAUGCAGAAAAACAAUCCAUACAACGCACGUCGUUCAGAAGUGACAAGUUCAUGGGGCAUGCAAGCGUGCCUCUCGUGUCACAGCCCGCUGAGAAACAAAGCUUUCUUGACAAGGUACUUGUGGACUCUGACGAUGAUGAUGAUGAAGAUGAUACGGAAAGCGAGGAUGAAGAUGUUGUAGGAGGAGGAAUCAUUGUGCAGAACGACGACAAUGAGAAGGGUCCACCUCUGAUCGGUAGAGAAAGUUCAAAAACAGAUGGAGGUUUCAGUGGAACAAGUGGUGAUGAAGGACCAGAUGUGGAUAAGAAGGCUGAUGAGUUCAUUGCUAAGUUUCGAGAGCAAAUAAGGCUUCAGAGAAUUGAGUCUAUCAAGAGGAGUACAAGGAAUGCAAGAAACUCUUCAAGGUAA